Symbiodinium natans is the source of this 1869-nucleotide messenger RNA. The record is from the annotation of a GenBank genome assembly. Lineage: Eukaryota; Dinophyceae; Suessiales; Symbiodiniaceae.
AUGGCCAAACUGCUUGUUACGCUUCUGAUCGCCAAGGGCGCCUUUGCACAACCAGAUGUGGUGCCACUGCAGCACCAUCCACAGUACCCGCAAAGCCUGGACCCUGGCGCCCUCGGCAAUCUCAAAGAGACGAGCGUCCUCGACAAGGCGGAACUUGACUUGAGCAUCACGCGCGCCCAUGCCUUGGUGGCCGAGCUUUUGGUGGGAACCCCACCGCAGAAGAUGACCUGCCUACUGGAUACGGGCAGCUCUGACCUUUGGAUCCCUUCCAAACGCUGCCGGAGUUGCGAGAACGAGCAUCUCUUUCAUGCCGACAGGUCUUCCACCUUCGUGCCCGAGCUUCAUGAGACGCCACAGGGCCGCCGCCCUUUGUCGGUGCAAAUCAGCUAUGGAAGUGGCCAAAUCACAGGCUACAAGGUGCAAGACACGGUCAGCUUUGGAGGACAUACCGUCCGCAACCAGACCUUCAUCAUCGUUGAAGAGGCGCUUCUUCCUCCAAACAGGGACUGGGACGGAAUCUGUGGCCUCGGAUGGCAAAGCAUCUCGCGGCUUGGGCAGCCGCUCUACACCAGAUUCCAGGACCUGGGCUUCAAGGCCAUGUUCACGGUGGUGCCCGAGGGCAGCACUUCUGCGCAUCUCUCUGUGGGCCCCUUCCCGCAACAUGCGGUGAAGCCGGGCACUACGGUGUGGGCAGAUGCCGAGGCCAUCCACGGAGGCGACCGGAGCUUCUGGAUCACCACCGGCGGGAUCGCGGUCCACAAGCAGACGCCGCACCCCGCCCGAUUCCUUGUGGAUACAGGUACCAACCAAGUGCUGCUGGCCCCACGCCGGCUCUACAUGAGCAUCAUGCGGUCGGUGCUGCCACGUGACAAGUUCAAUGACCUCUGCGGCAUGGACCACAUGGAAGGUGGUGUUGUCUUCUGUGAUUGCUCCAUUGUAGAUGCCUCACGGGACCUCCCUCCUCUCCGCAUCUUCAUCGCGGAGCGCCCGUUCGAGUUGCCUGUGGAGGAGAUGUUCAUCCGGGUACCCGCCAGGACUUCCGGAGGGCCUGGGGAGGCGUGCAUGCUGGCGAUCCAGCCAAACAACCUGCAGAUCAGUGGCCUCGGAGGGACGGCGCCUCCGCUCCCCCUGCCCUUUGGAGGCCUUGGAGGGCUACUCGGAGACUUGCCGAAGCUCGACGACUUCCCGUUUCCCUUUCCAAAGCUUGGCCUGCCGCUUUUCGGAGACGGGGCGGAGCAUCAGCGGAGCUCCGACUCCGCACCACCCUCACCCUUUCAAGGGCUUGAUCUGCCGCUCUUCGGCAACGGCCUGACUGGGGCCACUGGGGCCACUGGAACCACUGGAAGAGCCGCCGGAGCCCCUGCGACUGGGCAGGGACCUGUGGACAGCCAAGCGGGCUUGGGUGCUUUGCCAAAGCUUGGCCUGCCCCUGUUUGGCGAUGCGAACGGUAAAGGCCCUGGCAGCUCGCCAUUUUCCAUGGGAGGCCUUCACAUCGGGCGACUUGGCUCAGGCAUCUUGUCGGAGCAAAUUCAGGAGCAGAUCCACACCCGACCGGAUGGGACGGUGUGCAAGACCACCCUGGUCGUUGUCAACGGCAAGGAGAAGAGCCGAAAGGAAGACUGCUCGAAGCCUCGGGCAGACAUGGCCGACGAGGUCAGGCGGCUGCAGCUGGUGGUGCCCAUGGGUGGCAUCUUGGAGAUUCCGCUCGAUCCUGCAGGCAACGUUCCCGAGGAGGAGCAGGGCCCCGAGCUGUGGGUCCUGGGCGGCAUGUUCCUGCAGCGCUUCGUGGUGUCCUUCGACUUCGACGAGGCCACGGCUUUCAUGAUUGAGGUUCGACACCGUAGAUGCCCUGCUCACUGGACCAAAUGA